GUUGCGUUUUGGCUCUAAAGCCUGGAGACCUCCGAAGUGCGCGUCAGUUUUCGAAGUAGGAGCCAUGGCGACAACAGCUCAGUAUAUUCCGAGGAAUAACUCCUUACCGUCUAACCCGCUCAUGCAUCCGGAUUCGGAUAGGAUGCACCAGGGGACGACCUACAGAGAGGUGCAGAAAAUGAUGCACCACGAGUACUUGCAAGGUCUUGCGGCUACCAACACGGGACACCCGAUGAGCCUGACACACCACCAGUGGCUGCCCACCUCCAACACCGACUGGUCCAGCGGCACCCACAUCGGACAGCAGGAGCAUAAAGCCAGCGUGCAGGCGACCAGGGAAGACCUGAGCAGCGGCUUCCACCACAGAUCUCACCUGGUGCACCAGCAGACGCAGAGCGGUCACCAUGGUUCGUGGGCGCCCACCACGACGCACCACUUGUCCCCGCUGUCCCCGGCAUCCAACGGCCACCAGUCGCUGGUCUACUCCCAGCCUGGAUACACAAACCUCAACGCAAUGCUGAGUCCCCAGCCCGGCUCCCUGCACCAUGGCAUGCGGGACCCACUCCACGACGAUUCGGGCAGCCACGACAACCAGAUGGAGUCGCCCCAGCAGGCUUUCAGCCACCACCAGGACCACUCGGACGAGGACGCGCCCAGCUCCGACGACUUGGAGCAGUUCGCCAAGCAGUUCAAGCAGCGGCGGAUCAAACUGGGCUUUACGCAGGCGGAUGUGGGCUUGGCCUUGGGCACCCUGUAUGGAAACGUCUUUUCUCAGACCACUAUCUGCAGGUUUGAGGCGCUGCAGCUCAGCUUCAAGAACAUGUGCAAACUUAAGCCGCUCCUUAACAAGUGGCUGGAGGAGACAGACUCAAACACGGGCAGUCCCACCAAUUUGGACAAGAUUGCUGCGCAGGGCAGGAAACGAAAGAAGAGGACCUCCAUUGAAGUGGGGGUGAAAGGGGCGCUGGAAAAUCAUUUCUUAAAAUGCCCAAAGCCAUCUGCCCAUGAAAUCAGCACUUUAGCCGGCACUCUGCAGUUGGAAAAAGAGGUUGUCCGUGUUUGGUUUUGCAACAGAAGACAAAAAGAGAAAAGAAUGACACCAGUGGGGGUCCCUCACCCGAAUAUGGAGGACGUAUAUUCCCAAGCAGAGACCCCUCCUCUACACCGCACACUACAGAGUCCUGUGCAGUGACUGUUUUCAUGAACAAUUCGAGCAUUUCCGCGGGGGGAUAGAAAAGGGAAAGGGACUAUGGAGUUUACAGUAUUUAAGUUUGGCUUUUGUUUUCCUGAGAGAAAAGAGACAUGGAAAAAGUUGAACAGAUCAGUUUUGCCUUUAGUAUUCGGAGAUCGUCAUGUCCAACAAAUAGAUGAGGGAAGAGGGGAGAAUGUUAAGAAAAAAAUGAAGAAAAAAAGAAAAAAAACAUUCGCUUAUUACUGAUUCUGUGCGCAUUUAAGUGAAGCAAAGAUCUUUAUUUACCAAAAUUAUAUGGAGGAGACAUGCAUAUAAAGUAAAUUUGAUAUCCCAUGGCUGUUCCAAAUGGAGAGUAAAUUAAAUGUGGCAACUGAGCCCAUCUCCUCCUGGUGUACCAUGAACUGUUGGCGCUCACCAGAAUGAGGUGGUUGCCUGAAAAACGAUCAACACUGGAGAUGAAUACACUGAAUGAACAUUUUUUGCUUUUUCAGGCUUAAACUGAUUAACCAGACUUCUGAAUAUUAGUGUAUACUUUCUUUGUUAUAUUAAGUGUGAUGUUUUGGUUUGGAAAAAUACUUUAACUUCAGUGUCUCUCUUUCUGCAGUGUGUCUAUGAUUUCGUUUCAUUAUUUGCUAUAAUAGGUACUGUAACUCAUCAGAGCAGCCUCUAAUUUUUCUGUUUACUCAGUGGGAGUUGAUGGUGAAGAAGUGAUGGAAAUCGUGGCACCCGAAAACACUCAUUUAAAAAAGAAAAAGAGAGGGGGGAAAAAACGUCAGACACAUUUCAGUAAAUGUCCAAUGCAACAGGACCUCUAAGUUCUGACUGCAUGCCUUAAAAAAAAAAAAGAAUUAAAGCUUUGCAGCUGACCACGUCGAAAUUUGCAAAACAGCACCAGACGCUAAAAGGGGAAUUCUAAACAUUUCGGAUUUUUUUUUUCUUUUUAUUUGGGGGGGUUGAUUGUCUUUCCGAUUAUUGUUUUAUUUGCAUGGAGCACUUAUUCUUUCGUUAAUAUUAUUAUUAUUAUUGCAAUUUUGUGUCUGUUAAUAAAAUUGUGAGUGUAGCUGAUCUGAUUAGGCUGAAACACAGAAGCCUAAAUCCCAUGUUUACAGGUUCCUGGUUAUCACCACAGAGCGCUGUCAGCUCACACUGCUCACUGCCUGUUAUCCUGUUGUAAUCCAAACAUUUCAAGAGAGAUUGGUCAAAAAAUGAAAAGUAAUAAUAACUCAGGUAACUUCAGUGCCCCCCAUGUCGGAAUAUCACGCCUGUACAUGAUUUUUUUUCCCUCUUUUGUUCCUCUGUGUUUUUUUUUUUUAAAUGUUACAAUCUGGUUUCAACAACACCGUUUCCUUUGUCCCAUAAAUCCACUGUAUUAUAUCAAAACGCUGGAAUCGGAGAAAAAGAAAAAUAACAAAUUCCUUAAUGGGUAUGCGAUGAAGGGAUUUUCUUUAGAUGUAUUUAUUUCCCCCCCCCCCCCCCCCCCACGACCUGUAAGGAAAUCAGAAAAUCUCAUGCGUUGUGUGUCAUUUCUCAAUGUUGGACCAGUCCAAAAAGCCUACAGCAGUGCUAUUCAAUACAGAUGAGGGAAAGAUGUUUUUUUUUUCAGGAAAAAAGAUAAUAAUAAUGAAAAAAGAUUUUAGAGAAAAAUGUUGCCAGGAUUAUUUCCGAUAUGUAAAUAUGUCCAAUAUGUAAACUUGUAUUUGUUCUGAGAUAUUGUUUUGUUUUUGUUUCUUUCCGGGCAGUUUUGUACACUUACUAAUUCCAAGAAGAUAUUUUAAUAUGAUUUCAUUUAUGAAUCUGACCAUUUAUAUAUAUAUAUUUAUUUCUUAAAAGUGUUUGGAGCUUUUUUGUUUAGCUCUGUUAAUGGUUAUGUUGCAGUGGAUUUCUGUAUGGUUUUUCCCCUUUAUGUUUACUACAUUGGUUGUAUGUUGAUUGCUAAAUGUAGACUGCAAAGUCACAUUUAUAUUUAUGUUAUAGUAAUAUUUUAUUACUUACAUAAAACAUAUAUACAAGAAA
Messenger RNA from Amphiprion ocellaris (clown anemonefish), 3205 nucleotides. It is a transcript of the gene pou3f1, whose product is annotated as POU class 3 homeobox 1. Gene Ontology annotation, cellular component: nucleus. Gene Ontology annotation, molecular function: DNA-binding transcription factor activity, RNA polymerase II-specific; RNA polymerase II cis-regulatory region sequence-specific DNA binding. Gene Ontology annotation, biological process: regulation of transcription by RNA polymerase II; brain development. The transcript has a single exon. The coding region runs from base 65 to 1192 and encodes 375 amino acids. Lineage: Eukaryota; Metazoa; Chordata; Actinopteri; Pomacentridae. The record is from RefSeq and is a predicted model, not a curated record.